CAAGAUGGCGCUGCUGCGGCAGGCGUACAGCGCGCUCUUCCGCCGCACCUCCACCUUCGCCCUCACCAUCGUUCUGGGCGCCGUCCUCUUCGAGCGCGCCUUCGACCAGGGCGCCGACGCCAUCUUCGAGCACCUCAACGAGGGGAAACUGUGGAAACACAUCAAGCACAAGUAUGAGAAAAGUGAAGACUGAAAUGCUCAGCAGCAGGAUCCAGCCUGGGGUGGCAAAAGACGCUGCAGAGGAGGAUUCGGUCUCCUGAAACUGGUUGUAUCAAAAUGGAAAUGGAUUCCUGAUUGAACAACUCCGAGCCAGAUUAUAUCAGCCACCUACUGAUAUGAUGUAAACCAAGAUGGACUCAAGGAGUUCUGCUGCUGUACUCAAACUUACUGUGUUAAAAUAAAAAAUUCUUGGUCCAUGUCUCA
Messenger RNA from Gavia stellata (red-throated loon), 423 nucleotides. Its product is annotated as cytochrome b-c1 complex subunit 9. Gene Ontology annotation, biological process: mitochondrial electron transport, ubiquinol to cytochrome c. The transcript has 2 exons. The record is from RefSeq and is a predicted model, not a curated record. Bases 5 to 193 code for a protein of 62 amino acids. NCBI's taxonomy places the organism in Eukaryota, Metazoa, Chordata, Aves, Gaviiformes, Gaviidae.